This is a messenger RNA of Scylla paramamosain (green mud crab), 868 nucleotides long. RefSeq names its product high mobility group protein DSP1-like (gene Dsp1). The transcript is spliced from 5 exons. Gene Ontology annotation, molecular function: DNA binding, bending. The record is from RefSeq and is a predicted model, not a curated record. Gene Ontology annotation, biological process: regulation of transcription by RNA polymerase II. Lineage: Eukaryota; Metazoa; Arthropoda; Malacostraca; Decapoda; Portunidae. Gene Ontology annotation, cellular component: nucleus. The coding region runs from base 16 to 798 and encodes 260 amino acids.
ACAUAGAGCCAAAUUAUGAUUGGUUUAUUUUUCGAGGCACCAACGCUUGGUAUUGGUCAGAGUGCGCGGGAAACACAAAUACAGACCAAUCACCGCCACGAAUCGUCCUCCUAUGCUUUCUCUAUGGAAGACGCCGCUGAUCACACCUAUAGGACGCUGUACACUGCACCCCUUCACAAAAUCAUGCCACGUGCCAAGUUAGUGGACACAAAGCCUCGAGGGCGGAUGUCAGCAUAUGCCUUCUUUGUUCAGACCUGUCGUGAAGAACACAAGAAGAAACAUCCUGAUGAGAAUGUUGUGUUCUCUGAAUUCUCCCGGAAAUGUGCUGAGAGGUGGAAGACAAUGACUGACAAGGAGAAGCAGAGAUUUUAUGAGAUGGCAGAGAAGGACAAACAGCGCUAUGACACAGAGAUGAAGGGUUACAAAGGUCCCCGUCAAUCUCGUGCAUCACGCAAGCGUAGAAACCGUAAAGACCCCAAUGCACCUAAGAGAGCCCUGUCAGCCUUUUUUUGGUUUUGCAAUGAUGAACGACCAAAGAUUCGUGCCACCAACCCUGACUUGGGUGUCGGUGAUGUAGCCAAACAGUUGGGAGCUGCCUGGAGUCAAGCCUUGCCUGAAUCCAAGGCCAAAUAUGAAGCCAUGGCUGAGGAGGAUAAAGCCAGGUACCAGAAGGAGAUGAGAGCAUUUAAGGCUGGGAACUUUGUGGCCAAGAAACUCAAGACUGCAGAAGAGAAUGAUGAGGAGGAGGAUGAAGAUGAAAGUGAAAGUGAAGAUGAGGAUGAGGAUGAGGAUGAAUGAUUGCCCCCACCUUUAUGUGGCCAGAAGUAUUAUAUAUGCAUAUGGGUAUAUAUAUAUAUAUAUAUAUAUA